AUGGCGGGCCUGUUGAAGGGAAAGCUGGCGUUGGUGACGGGGUCCUCUCGAGGUAUCGGAGCUGCCAUCGCUGCCAAUCUGGCCGCGAAGGGCAGCGAUGUGGUUCUCAACUACACAUCCUCGUCGUCUCAAUCCAUCACCAAGGAGCUGUCCGACAGCCUGAUCAGCCAACACGGCAUCAAGACCUAUAUCGUCCAGGCUGACCUCGGCACCCCAGGCGGGCCCGCUGAGCUGAUCAAACUUACCAAGGAGCAGUUCACCUCGGCCAACAGCGAUCGACCUUUCCAGAUCGACAUCAUCGUCAACAACGCCGGCAUCGCCCUCAACGACAAGAUCCCGGACCUCACGACUGAGCAGUUCGAGAAGACGUACCGGGUCAACGUUCUCGGACCGCUGCUCCUCAUGCAGGCUGCGGAGCCGUACCUGCCUACUGACCGUUCCGGCCGCGUCGUCAACCUGUCCUCCGUGUCCAGCGCUACCGGCUUCGUGGGUCAGAGCGUCUACGGCGGCACCAAGGCCGCCCUCGAGGCCAUGACGCGGACCUGGGCCCGUGAGCUCUCGGAACGCUGCACCGUCAACGCCGUCAACCCGGGACCCGUGCUGGGGCCCAUGUACGCGUCCAACACGGACGAGUUCAAGGCGCAGAUCAAGGGCUGGAUCGAGCACACGCCGCUGAUGAGGCCGAGGGAGGGCAUCGACGCACAGGGGCUUGUCGAGGAUGCCAAGACGAGCGGCGGCAGGCCUGCGUACCCGAGUGAGGUUGCUGGAAUCGUCGGUAUGCUUUGUACGCCUGACGCGGCCUGGUGUACGGGUCAGGUCGUCUGUGCCAACGGUGGUAUGAUCUUGUAG
Molecule: messenger RNA, 849 nt
Organism: Pyricularia pennisetigena
Lineage: Eukaryota; Fungi; Ascomycota; Sordariomycetes; Magnaporthales; Pyriculariaceae
Exons: 2
Coding region: 1-849 (282 amino acids)
Molecular function (GO): oxidoreductase activity, acting on the CH-OH group of donors, NAD or NADP as acceptor
Source: RefSeq, a predicted model, not a curated record